Silurus meridionalis is the source of this 2420-nucleotide messenger RNA. It is a transcript of the gene prkar1aa, whose product is annotated as protein kinase, cAMP-dependent, regulatory, type I, alpha (tissue specific extinguisher 1) a. The transcript is spliced from 11 exons. Bases 155 to 1294 code for a protein of 379 amino acids. Gene Ontology annotation, cellular component: cAMP-dependent protein kinase complex. Gene Ontology annotation, molecular function: cAMP-dependent protein kinase regulator activity. NCBI's taxonomy places the organism in Eukaryota, Metazoa, Chordata, Actinopteri, Siluriformes, Siluridae. Gene Ontology annotation, biological process: regulation of protein phosphorylation. The record is from RefSeq and is a predicted model, not a curated record.
UGCCCUCUGAUGACGUAUUUCCGGUUUGAGGCACCCAUCCAAGCGGGGACCGAGAGCAGCCAGCGGGAGUGUCAGUGUUUAUUCCAAUAAAAUAUUAAUUUAAAAACAGCAGCAACCCAGGAAAACUUUCCCCCCUCUGUCUACUCAGGUCGUCAUGGCGUCCGGCAGCUCGAGCAGCGAGGAGGAGAGGAGCCUGCGGGAAUGUGAGCUCUACGUACAGAAGCACAACAUCCAGCAGCUCCUGAAGGACUGCAUUGUGCAGCUGUGCACGUCCAGGCCUGAGCGACCCAUGGCCUUCCUCCGGGACUACUUCGAGAGACUCGAGAAGGAGGAGGCCAAACAGAUGCUCAGUCAGCAGAAGUCUGGUUCUCGCUCAGAUUCCAGAGAAGAUGAGAUUUCUCCUCCCAUGAACCCGGUGGUUAAAGGCCGCCGUCGCCGUGGCGCCAUCAGUGCAGAGGUUUACACGGAGGAAGACGCCGCGUCCUACGUCAGAAAAGUUAUUCCGAAAGACUACAAGACAAUGGCUGCUCUCGCCAAAGCCAUCGAGAAGAACGUGCUGUUCUCCCACCUCGAUGACAAUGAGAGAAGUGAUAUAUUUGAUGCCAUGUUUCCUGUGAAUUAUAUCGCCGGAGAGACUGUCAUUCAGCAAGGUGACGAGGGCGAUAACUUCUACGUUAUUGAUCAGGGUGAAAUGGAUGUGUACGUGAACAACACCUGGGUGACGAGCAUCGGAGAAGGCGGCAGUUUCGGCGAGUUGGCUCUGAUUUACGGCACUCCGAGAGCCGCGACCGUGCGAGCCAAAACCAACGUCAAACUGUGGGGCAUCGACAGAGACAGCUACAGGAGAAUACUGAUGGGGAGCACGCUGAGGAAGAGGAAGAUGUACGAGGAGUUCCUGAGCAAGGUGUCCAUUUUGGAAUCUCUGGAUAAAUGGGAGAGGCUAACGGUGGCCGACGCCCUGGAGACGGUGCAGUUCGAGGACGGGCAGAAGAUCGUCGUCCAGGGUCAACCAGGGGACGAGUUCUUCAUCAUCCUCGAGGGAACAGCAGCGGUGCUUCAGAGACGCUCCGAGAAUGAAGAGUUUGUGGAAGUCGGCCGUCUCGGAUCCUCCGAUUAUUUUGGCGAGAUCGCGCUGCUGAUGAAUCGUCCUCGCGCAGCCACCGUGGUCGCACGCAGCCCCCUGAAGUGUGUGAAACUCGAUCGUCCUCGGUUCGAGCGCGUGCUCGGGCCCUGCUCCGACAUCCUCAAGAGGAACAUCCAGCAGUACAACAGCUUCGUCUCUCUCUCCGUUUGAAUCCCUCUCUUCCCUUUUCUUUCUUUCUUUCCUUCUCUCCUCUAUCUCCUGUUUAUCGCAGGGUCCAGCUACGCUUUAUUUUCUUACCUCUCCUGUGUACGUUCAUGCUCGCCGUGCGUGUGUGUGUGUGUGUGUGUGUGUGUGUGUUGUAGGUUUAACCUCAUAUUCUUGAACUGAUCCACCGAUACAAAAUGUCACCCAGAGACACGUCUUUCUUUUUUUUUUUUUUUUUUUACCAGAUAUUCUAUUCGCGAUUUCUUUAAUUUAUUGUAUUUUUUCAGGACGUGACGAGUCUCAAAGUUCAUCCAGUCGUUUAUUUUAAAUUCUUCUUCUCUUUGCUCAAACUGUUACACCAUCAUCACUUUAACGAGUCAUUUUCAUUCUUCCUGCACAUUUUUCCUUCAUCGUUUUCUACAUGCUGGUGGGAAAGUGUGUGUGAGUGUGCGUGUGUGUGUGUGUGUGAGAGAAAGUGGAACAGGAAGUCCAAUAAAAAAAAGAAGUCUCUUCCAUAGAGAUGAAUCUGUUAACUGGUUUAUAGGUACAUUAGAUUUAUUAUAUUUAAUUUACUGUCACUCAACCCCUGGGGUCAACAUCCGGGGGCGUGUUCCUGCCUCAAACCCGGUGAGUCCAGGAUCUUCUGCGAAACGACUACGAUCCUGAACAGAAUAUUUUUUUUUCUUUUAUUCCCAGCCCGCUUUCUCUAACAAAAGAAUUUCAACUAAUCCACGAAAACAAAUAUAAAAAAACAACAAGAUCACAGAGGAAUCGCAGAUCUCUCUCUCUCUCUCUCUCUCUCUCUCUCUCUCUCUCUCUCUUUGAAAAUAAAUAAUAAUAAAUCGAGCGCGGCAAAUUCCCGAGACGAGGCUGUGAACUGUGCGUUCUCGCGUUUGUGCCCUUUAACAGUGUUUACAAUUAGUUUUUGGACUGUAGAGACGCCAAAGGCACGUGUGUGUGUGUGUGUGUGUGUGUGUGUGUGUGUGUGUGUGUGUGUGUGUGUUGUAUGUACUGUAGCGAUCCGCUUUGCUCCUUAUCGUUCUUUAUUGCACAUAUAGCAGAAGUAAACAAUAGUAAAUCACCAUAACUGUAUUUUUUGCACACUUUGGUAUAUAUUAAAAAUGGAAAAAUA